AUGCUGCUCAAAGCAGCUCGGUCGUCGUGCUGGCGCCCGACGGCGCGGUUCACUCGUCCGAGCUUCGCCGGCCCGUCCCCGUGGACGAGGCGCAAUGGCACUCAACAGCGCGUGUUCACCAGUGGUGGUCCUCUGUACAAUAAGGUGUCAGAUAGCAAAAAUCCAGCGUCGGCAAAGGACAACCCAGUCCCGGCCCCGGCCCCGCCAGCGUCGCAACUAGCCAAUGCCCAGGUCGAGAAGGCGGAGGGCGAUGCGAAAGCACCAGCCAAGAAAGACUUGCUGAGCGAGUCGUCCAAGGCCACAAAAGAACAGCGAAAGGCAGACUGGGCUAUCAUGAGAGAAAUGGCCAAGUACCUCUGGCCGAAGGACGACUGGGGCACCAAGCUUCGUGUUGGAACCGCAUUGUCGCUGCUCGUAGGCGCAAAGGUUCUCAACGUCGAAGUUCCCUUCUACUUUAAGAGCAUUGUGGACUCAAUGAACGUUGAUUUUGCUGCCGUCGGUGGUACUGCAUAUACCGUGGCUGGCUCCAUGAUCAUUGCCUAUGGUGCAACCCGUAUCGGCGCAACUCUGUUCCAAGAACUUCGCAAUGCAGUCUUUGCUAGUGUUGCCCAAAAGGCCAUUCGGAAGGUGGCACGAAAUGUCUUUGACCAUCUGUUGCGGUUAGACCUCAACUUUCAUCUAUCGCGUCAAACUGGCGGCUUGACUCGGGCCAUCGACCGUGGUACCAAGGGCAUCAGCUUCUUGCUGACUUCAAUGGUCUUCCAUGUCGUCCCAACGGCUCUUGAAAUCUCUCUUGUUUGCAGUAUUCUGACCUACCAAUAUGGCGUGAAGUUCGCGGCCAUUACCGCCACAACCAUGUUGGCAUACACUGCAUUCACAAUCACCACGACAGCCUGGCGAACCAAGUUCCGCCGCCAGGCCAACGCCGCCGAUAACCGUGGAGCUACCGUUGCGGUUGACUCCCUGAUCAACUAUGAGGCUGUCAAGUACUUCAACAACGAGAAGUUUGAGGUUGCCCGGUACGACAAGGCCCUGAAGAACUACGAAGAUGCCUCGAUCAAGGUGACCACUUCAUUGGCCUUCCUCAAUUCCGGCCAGAAUAUGAUCUUCUCCAGUGCGCUGGCCGGAAUGAUGUACUUUGCCGCUGACGGGGUCGCGACUGGUGCUCUCACGGUCGGAGAUCUGGUUAUGGUCAACCAACUCGUCUUCCAGUUGUCCGUUCCCCUGAACUUCCUUGGAUCCGUCUACCGCGAACUGCGACAGUCUCUGCUGGACAUGGAGACGCUGUUCAACCUGCAAAAGGUCAACGUGACGAUCCAAGAGAAGCCCGAUGCGAAGCCCCUGCAGCUGAAGCGCGGCGGCGAGAUUCGCUUCGAGAAUGUCACCUUCGGCUAUCACCCGGAUCGACCGAUCCUCAAGAAUGCCACUUUCACCAUCCCAGCCGGAUCGAAGUUCGCCAUUGUAGGUCCCAGCGGCUGCGGCAAGUCCACGAUCCUGCGACUGCUCUUCCGCUUCUACGACACGCAGUCGGGACGGAUUCUCAUCGACGGUCAGGAUGUGCGCGACGUGACGCUUGACAGCCUCCGGCAGGCGAUUGGCGUGGUGCCGCAGGACACGCCACUGUUUAACGAUACAAUUGCGCACAACAUCCGUUAUGGCCGGAUUGACGCAUCGGACGCCGAGGUGCGACAGGCAGCUGAGCGUGCGCGCAUCCACCAGCUGGUAGAGCGGCUGCCGGACGGAUAUCAGACGGCGGUGGGUGAGCGCGGCAUGAUGAUUUCAGGCGGCGAGAAACAACGCCUGGCGGUUUCACGACUGCUGCUGAAGGAUCCGCAGCUCUUGUUCUUUGAUGAAGCGACUUCGGCACUGGACACCUACACCGAGCAAGCCCUGCUCCAGAACAUUAACAGUAUUCUCCGGGAGAAGAGUCGCACGAGCGUCUUUGUGGCGCACCGCCUGCGCACUAUCUACGACAGCGACCAGAUCCUGGUCCUGAAGGACGGCCAGGUCGCCGAGAUCGGCUCGCACCGCGAAUUACUCGAGCUGGAGGGCGUUUAUGCGGAGCUGUGGAACGCCCAGGAACUGUUAGCGCAGGAUGAGGAGUAG
Penicillium argentinense is the source of this 2106-nucleotide messenger RNA. RefSeq names its product ATP-binding cassette Fe/S cluster precursor transporter ATM1 (gene atm1). Gene Ontology annotation, molecular function: ATP hydrolysis activity; ATP binding; ABC-type transporter activity. Gene Ontology annotation, biological process: intracellular iron ion homeostasis; transmembrane transport. Lineage: Eukaryota; Fungi; Ascomycota; Eurotiomycetes; Eurotiales; Aspergillaceae. The coding region runs from base 1 to 2106 and encodes 701 amino acids. The transcript is spliced from 7 exons. Gene Ontology annotation, cellular component: mitochondrial inner membrane. The record is from RefSeq and is a predicted model, not a curated record.